AUGUCCAACGACCAUAGCAGCAGAGACGGGCGUGGGCGCCAGCAUGAAGAUCAGAGGUUCUUCCAUGAGAGUUCAGGUUACGGCAACGACGGCGGAGGUCCACGCACACCUGCGAGAUACCCCAGCGACCAGUCAUCGAGAGGCAGCCCUUCGGCAGCUAUGUUUGUCGAUCGGUGGGCGCAUGGCGAUGCUUACGGCUCGCGACGCCCGCUACUGGUGCCAGCGUACUCGAGAGGGCCUGAGAUCUCACCAUCCCGACCCAUCGGUGACGGCGUCCCACCACAGCGUGGCCAUCGACAUAACUCUGGCAAUCAGCAAGGGUCAAGCCGCCGAGACUCCAGCUAUCAUAGGCCUGACGAUGACGGUAGUCCACAGCAGCGGUACCGGUCCCCAGAGGGCAACGCAAAGGGUGCAGGCGAAAACAACAACAGCAGCAAACAGCUUGUCAGGACACAAGGACGCCGUCUAAAUCAGGCCGGAUAUGCACUACCAAGUCGCUACCCGGACUCGGACGACCCGAGCCUGGACUACGUUUUGGAGCAGCUUGAGCGAGAGCUCCAAGCAGCAAGCAGAUUUUAUGGAGCGUACAUUGAAGCUCAUGCUAGUCAACUCGCCGAAACCGGCGAUGCUAGCCGCAAUAACGAUGUACUCAACAUGAUUUGGGUACAGGUCGUUUCGGCAAAGAUCAACAAGGACAUCAACGAGAGGAACAGAUUCCAUGACAUAUGUGCUGCAAUCAAAAAGAACUUUGACACAGUCGAGAAAGUCUCUAUUGAUCUGGACAACCCCAAUUGGGACAAGUCCGGUGGCGCCCUGGAAAGCGCCAUGAGCAAGCAAAGGCGUGUAGGACUGAAGGCGCUGGUAGUGCUGGUCCAAGGAAUCAUGAUGACGGCCCAGACGGUACAGAGGGAGCGAACCAGUUGCUUGGCCGUCUAUAGCCUAGUCAAGCAAGCCCUUGCUAUGCUCGAUCAAGACAAGACAGAGAACCAUUACUUGUACAAGAAGUAUGACGAGGUCGAUGCGGUGAGCCCGGGCAACAAGGCCGAGCCCGAGCAAUAG
Pyricularia grisea is the source of this 1059-nucleotide messenger RNA. RefSeq lists its product as uncharacterized. The transcript has a single exon. The coding region runs from base 1 to 1059 and encodes 352 amino acids. Lineage: Eukaryota; Fungi; Ascomycota; Sordariomycetes; Magnaporthales; Pyriculariaceae. The record is from RefSeq and is a predicted model, not a curated record.